CCCAACCGGUUCGGAAGGCGCCGGCAGAGCCGCGGCCCGCCCAACGCCGCCGGGCGGGGUCCGGAGCAGGGCGGGCGUCGUUCUCGGCUCGCCGCCCGGCCCGGCCCGGCCCAGCCCAGCCCCUCCCCGCCGCCUGAGUCACUUCCCUUCUGGGGCAGCUGCUGCCAGCCCGGCCCGGCCCUCGGAUCGCAGGUAGCAUCAUGGACGAGUACAAAGGGUUAACCGAUAAUGAACUGAUUGCCCGUUUGAAGAAAUAUGCCAUCCCACAUGGGCCUGUUGUUGGAUCAACUCGGAAGCUUUAUGAAAAGAAAAUCUAUGAAUAUGAGACAGAGCGGACACAGCACCCUGGCAGAUCAGAGGCCUAUACGGAGCCAAAGAGCAGCCAGAGCUACACACGAGAGAUCUUUGUGAGUCCUCGGGGCAGGGAAGAUUUCAACUAUGGGAGAGAAGUUCUUGGUUCCACAAAGACAUAUUUAAAGGAAACCUAUGACUACCCAAGACAUGAGGAAUAUACCGAUUAUGGAAACGAAGACCCUAGUCCCACGAAGUCUUACCUGAGUCAUAACUACAGUGUCCCCCGCCACGAAGAACGCUCCACAUAUAUAACAAAAGACUGGGAUAUCAACUCUGAGGACUCCACAUCUUCCUACCGCUAUGAGUCAUCACUGGACAGCAGUUCGCCUCUGAGUGCCCGCCAGCCGAUCGCAGAGCCAUAUCCCUACAGUUCUGGUUUGAGGAAUGUCCCAUCUGAGAGGGACAGCAGUUCCUACCAGACCAUCUUCCAUCGGAAAUCGUCCGGCCCGUCCUCACUGGGAGUGGAGCCCCGCCGUGCCAUCCGUCCCGAGCGCCGGGCUGCGGCGGCAGAAACGGCUACAAGCAGCGAUAGGGGAGCCAAGCGUUACCUACCCCUCUGGCCGCAGCUCCUGAUCUUUGUGGCGCUGGCAGGUUUCCUGGUCUUCGCCUACUUCUUCCUGCAAGCCGAUGCAGACGAUAACCCCUUUGUGAAGAAACUUCAGCACUGAAGCCCUCAGUCACAGGCUUGCGUCUAAAUAGGGGCUGCCCAAGAGCCCAGAAUGGUUAUCUGGAGCCAUCACUAAGUGCCUUCUGGUUUGUAACCUUAAAAUGGAGAGAUGCAGAGGGGACGGGGGUACAUACAAAGCUGCCUUAUACUGAAUCAGCCCCUUGGCCCAUCCAGGUCAGGAUUGUCUACUCAAACUGGCGGCUUCUCUCCAGGAUUUCCAGUACCUACUGCCAGAUCCUUUAACUGGAGAUGCUGGGACGUGGACCGUGCGCCUUCCCCCCGCAUGCCUAGCAGAUGCUCUCUCGCUGAGCCAUGCUCCCCCCCCCCAAUGUGUGUGAAGGGUUCCUACCGAUUUUCCCGACUCCUGGCCGCUCCCUUCCACUCCCCUGCAUCUUUGUCCAUCAAUUCUUUAUCAGCUCUGUGGGGGCAUUUUUCCAGCUCUUUUUUUUUAGCCUCUGCUUUAUCAUUGGGGUGGCUUGCUUUCUUGUGGGGUGAAGGGAGAGGGGAAAGAAGAAAGGGAAGGGAUGUAUCCGCUUUUUAAAAGACAUACUAAUGUAUAAAAUCUUUUAAUAAACACCACUGAAGAAGACUUUUUAAAAAAAGA
Eublepharis macularius is the source of this 1625-nucleotide messenger RNA. RefSeq names its product emerin (gene EMD). The coding region runs from base 201 to 1022 and encodes 273 amino acids. NCBI's taxonomy places the organism in Eukaryota, Metazoa, Chordata, Lepidosauria, Squamata, Eublepharidae. Gene Ontology annotation, cellular component: nuclear envelope. The record is from RefSeq and is a predicted model, not a curated record. The transcript is spliced from 9 exons.